Messenger RNA from Closterium sp. NIES-65, 2766 nucleotides. The record is from the annotation of a GenBank genome assembly. Lineage: Eukaryota; Viridiplantae; Streptophyta; Zygnematophyceae; Desmidiales; Closteriaceae.
AUGGGGACCGAGCGCAAGCGUAAGAUCAGCCUCUUUGACGUUCCGCCGGAGACGAGCCGUCAGAAGGUGGACGGAUUCGCAGAUGCGACGUCGGCGGCGGCGGCUGUUAUCGCCGCGGCGUCGGCGAAUGUAAUGGCCGCGGCGGCGGUGACGACGAUAAACCCGUAUAACGGCCGGCCGUACACGCAGCGGUAUUUCGACAUUCUCGAGAAGCGGAAAACGCUGCCGGUGUGGCAGCAGAAGCAGGAAUUCGUGGAUCUGUUGAAGAAACAGCAGAUCAUCGUGCUCGUGGGAGAGACGGGUAGCGGGAAAACCACGCAGAUUCCGCAAUUCGUGGUGGAGUGUCUCAACGCGACGAACAAGAAGCAGGUGGCGUGCACGCAGCCGCGACGAGUGGCGGCGAUGUCGGUGUCGCGGCGAGUGGCGGACGAGAUGGACGUGACCAUCGGCGAGGAGGUGGGCUACUCCAUCCGAUUCGAGGACUGCAGCGGUCCCAAAACCAGCCUCAAGUAUCUGACCGAUGGUAUGCUUUUGAGAGAAGACAUGGCGGACCCGUUGCUCGAGAGGUACAAGGCGAUCAUUCUGGACGAGGCGCACGAGCGCACGCUGGCGACGGACGUGCUGUUUGGGCUGCUCAAGGCCGUGCUGGAGCACCGCAAGGAGUGGUAUCUGACCGAUGGUAUGCUGCUAAGGGAAGCCAUGGCGGAUCCUCUACUCGAGAGAUACCUCACGGAUGGUAUGCUGUUGAGAGAGGCCAUGGCCGAUCCCCUGUUGGAGAGGUACAAGGCGAUCAUUCUGGACGAGGCGCACGAGCGCACGCUGGCGACGGACGUGCUGUUUGGGCUGCUCAAGGCCGUGCUGGAGCACCGGAAAGACCUCAAGCUCGUCGUCAUGAGCGCCACUCUCGAGGCCGAGAAGUUUCAGGGCUACUUCCACGGCGCGCCCCUCAUGAAGGUCCCCGGCAGGCUGCACCCCGUAGAGAUUUUCUACACUCAGGAGCUGGGGCGGGAGUACCUGGAAAGUGCUAUCUGCACCGCAUGGUGGUGCAGUGCAGAUGAGCCAGAGCGGAACUACCUAGAAGCAGCCAUUCGCACGGUGGUGCAGAUCCACAUGUGUGAGCCGCCGGGGGACAUUCUCACGGGGGAGGAGGAGAUUGAGGACGCGUGCAAGAAGAUCGCCCGCGAGGUGCACAACAUGGGCGACCAGGUGGGGCCCGUCAAGGUCGUCCCGCUCUACUCACACUCCCCCGCUCUCCCCUCUCUUCCCCAUUCCGCCUCCCCCUCCUUCCUCCGCCUCCCCUCCCACCCUCCGCCUCCCCUCUCCUCUCCGCCUCCCCUCGAGCCUGAAAGGGACUACCUAGAAGCAGCCAUUCGCACGGUGGUGCAGAUCCACAUGUGUGAGCCGCCGGGGGACAUUCUCGUGUUCCUCACGGGGGAGGAGGAGAUUGAGGACGCGUGCAAGAAGAUCGCCCGCGAGGUGCAGAACAUGGGAGACCAGGUGGGGCCCGUCAAGGUCGUCCCGCUCUACUCCACUCUGCCGCCCGCCAUGCAGCAGAAAAUCUUCGACGCUGCCCCGCCGCCCGUGAAAGAAGGCGGGCCGCCCGGCCGAAAAAUCGUCAUUUCCACAAACAUCGCGGAAACCUCCCUCACGAUCGACGGAAUCGUCUACGUCAUCGACCCGGGUUUCUCCAAACAGAAGGUCUAUAACCCGAGGAUUCGAGUCGAGUCGCUCCUAGUCUCCCCGAUCUCCAAAGCCUCGGCGCACCAGCGAGCGGGUCGAGCCGGCCGAACGCAGCCCGGGAAAUGCUUCCGCCUCUACACGGAACGCUCCUUCCAAAAAGACCUCCAGGAGCAAACCUACCCGGAAAUCCUCCGAUCGAACCUUGCCAACGUCGUGCUAACCCUAAAAAAGCUCGGAAUUGACGAUCUCGUGCACUUUGACUUCAUGGAUCCGCCCGCCCCGGAGACCCUGAUGAGAGCGCUGGAGCUGCUGAACUACCUGGGCGCGCUGGACGAUGAGGGGAAUCUGACCAAGCUGGGCGAGCUCAUGAGCGAGUUUCCAUUGGACCCGCAGCUCUCCAAGAUGCUCGUUGUGUCCCCCGACUACAACUGCUCCAAUGAGAUCCUCUCGAUUACCGCCAUGCUCUCAGUGCCCAACUGCUUCAUUCGCCCGCGGGAGGCGCAGAAGCAGGCGGACGAGGCCAAGGCGCGCUUCUCCCACGAAGACGGCGACCACCUCACUCUCCUCAACGUUUUCCACGCCUACAAGCAGAACGGCGAAGACGCUAGCUGGUGCUACGACAACUUCGUCAACGCCCGGGCCCUCAAGGCGGCGGACAACGUGCGCAACCAGCUGGUGCGGAUUAUGAUGCGCUACGGGCUCAAGAUGUGCUCCACGGCGUUUGAGUCGUCCGCCUACUACCCCAACAUUCGCAAGGCUCUCUUGGCCGGAUUCUUCAUGCAGGUGGCACAUUUGGAGAGGACAGGGCACUAUUUGACAGUCAAGGACAAUCAGAUCGUGCAUUUGCAUCCGUCAACAGGCCUGUCCCACAAGCCAGAGUGGGUGAUCUACAACGAGUUUGUGCUCACCACCCGGAACUUCAUCCGCGUUGUCACCGACGUCAAGGGCGACUGGCUGUUGGACAUAGCCCCUCACUACUACGACCUCGCCAACUUCCCUCAGUGCGAGGCGCGGCGAGUGCUGGAGCGCAUCGUGCUCGUGCGCAACCGGGACAGAGUCGAGGCAGCUAAAAAGGGGGAUAGCUAG